Messenger RNA from Diplodia corticola, 3387 nucleotides. RefSeq names its product miz zinc finger protein. Gene Ontology annotation, biological process: protein sumoylation. The transcript has a single exon. The record is from RefSeq and is a predicted model, not a curated record. Bases 1 to 3387 code for a protein of 1128 amino acids. Lineage: Eukaryota; Fungi; Ascomycota; Dothideomycetes; Botryosphaeriales; Botryosphaeriaceae. Gene Ontology annotation, molecular function: zinc ion binding; SUMO ligase activity.
AUGAGGCCGCGCGACCCUGCUCUACGCGAGCAUCAGACAUCCAAUUCCACCGCAAAUGCCUUUCUGGGCGGCCGCCGCAUGCCGUCCUGGCUGACCACCAGCCAGCCGCAAGUCAACGCCUCGCCGCUGGUGCCUUCGCGCAAGAGACCCGCCCCGCGAGACUUGGACGCCCCCAGGCGCCCGUCGAAGCCCGUUUCCAGCUCCGCCUCGCCGACGCUCCCUUGCGCUACCGCCGCCUCUGUCGCGCCCCAAGCUCCCGCCGUCGCCGCACAUAAUGCUUCGUCGAACCCUGCCUCUCCUGCACUACCCAACGUCGUUGCCUCCCACAUGUCCCGCGCCACGACCGCCGCCGCCGAGAACAGCAUCCUGCCCUCGCCCGCCCCGAGCGAGGACCCGGCCGUUCACCCGCCCGCCCCGAACAAAGACCCGGCCAUGAAUCGAGCGCGAGCGACGUCGAUCGUAAGCUUAGGCGAUGAGGAGGACGACGAGGAUGGAAGCCGGACAGACAAUCGUUUAGACGUCGGCGUAGCACCUGCUCCGAGCCGGAGCAUGUCGCUAGCUUCGGCCGAGAACAAUACGAGGGCCAUGCAAACCUCACUCGAGCAAGCAGAUGGCGUGGCAAACCCAUCUCGGGAAGAAGCACUUCGACGCCCCUCGGCACCCGAGUCUGCAAGCUUGCAAGCCCCCGAGGCCAAUGCGUCGGCGCAGACGGACCAUGUGGCCGUGGAGCAUGCACAAGCUGCAGCUGCACAGGAUCCUCAGCCUCACUUGACUUCUCACAGGAGAGCCACAUCGUGCCUCGCGGCUGAACUCUGCAUGAAGAGGCUGCAGGCACUGAUCCCUCUUUCUGCCGAUGGAAGAGGCCUGAGUGCCGUUGAGACCGUUAGAGUUGAUCUCGUCCGUGAAGCCGUUGAACGAGGAGACCACGACUACAUACAUUUCCACCAGCUCAUGUGCUUGAGAGCCAGCGCAUCUCGCCUACCAAUAACGAUUGCCCAAAAUAAUUUGGCACUGACGUCUCUGGAUCUUCUGAACCACUUAGUACAGACACGAGAAGUCACGAUGCCUUGGCUUCAACGGUUUGCGGAUUUUCCCGUCCCAAUCCAUGUUAUGCAGCAGCAAUGGCCAGAUGACUACAUGAAGCAGAUUUCCGUCUUCGACGAAUUCAUCGCUCGCGCUCGAGAAAAUGGAUGGGAAAAUAUGCAAAAGCUCUGCUUUGUCAAAAAGCUCCCGCCAACUGCCGUGGAGAUUGGAAGGGAAUUGGGCAUGCACUCCCCCAUUUUUCAGUCCGUCUUCCACCGGGCCAUCUUGCGGCGUCUUUGCGAUUUUCCAGAGCCCAAUACGCCUCCACAAGUAGACUUCUUUACUCGCGCCGAAGCUGCUUUCAGACUGCAUCAGCAACGCCUCGCGGAUAUUCCAUCGCAGUCGUUGAGUAUGCCAGAACACGGUCAAAGGCAGUUGAAUGAGGAGAUGUGGUACCGAGAACAGAUAAUCAACCUCCAGAGGCGAUAUCUCGCUCAAACAGAGCAGGCGAAUUUGCAGUCACGACGCAUGUCGGGACAAGGCCAGAGUCCGCAGCUACAGCUAAUGAGCAACUCGCCUGCUCAACGCCAAGGCCAAAUUCGGUCGCCAGCUCAGCCCAGCCCAUUCGCGCACCAAGCCUCUGUGCAAAUUGCACAACAGCAGGCUGUGCCCGGACAGCCAACGCCUCAGCCCUCAUUGCAGGUUGCCAUACCUCGAGCAAGAUCUGGUAGCUCACAAAUGAGCCCGUAUGGAGUGACGACACCAACUUCGACUUUGCAGUCGCCUCGUCCUGCAUCAUCAGUCCAAAAUAUGAAUAGGAUGAACUUCGUCCAUCAACAAAUCCAGCGACAGUCGCUUCCAAAUAACUUUCAAAUGGGGAUGUCUAUGAACGACAUCAACCUGGCGUCGCAUGGCCACAGCCCAGGGUCACAAAAUAGGUCCCAGAGACAGCCGCAAUCACCGAUGACACCUCAGUACCCUCCCUCUGGAAUUCAGCCCAUGAACGGGCAAAUGGUUCGUCCAGGCAUGCUAGCUGGUGUGUAUCAGCAACAGAUCUACCAGCAAGGCGUGCCACUCCCGAACGAUGCACAGGGCGGUCAUCGACAAAUACAGGCACACCAGGUAGUCCGUAGCAACGCUGCAUCUCCUGGUUCGGCAUCGGUGACGCGCCAUGUGGUUCACCAGGUAGAUCCAAGACGGGCCAACGGAGUGGGGAGAUCGCCGGUCCAGGUUCAAUCUCAGAUGUCACAACCGAUGAUUCCCCCUGUACAUCACAACUGGGCCCCACACAUCGUUGAUCCAAGUCAAUCGGCGCUCCACCAGUCGCACCUCUCAAGCCCUGUUCUGGAGGCCACUCCUAGGCCGGAGCUCGGUCGGAAGUUGUUUCAGUCUGUGAUUGCCUUCGCAAUCCCUCCGGAGAGACUCAAGGACGGUGCAGCCCAGCAGAAGCUCACGUUUCAAAUCACUGCAGAAGAUGAGGCGCACCUACCCCCACGAACCGAGGUCGCUCCAUUCGAAAUAAAUACCAGGAAGGUGACAGAACAGACCAGGAUGUACCGCCUGCGUUGUGCAAGGUCGGCAUCCAAGGCAGAGCACGUCUGGAUCCGGCAAAGCACUUGCUGGCCUGAGGGGAUGUUCUUGACUCUCAACGGACAGGUGCUCGAAAUGCGGAAGAAGCUGCAACAUACAAAGGAUCUUCCAAUCGACAUUACGCCCUAUCUUCGACGGGGCGAGAAUGGAAUAGAGAUCUCUUUGCUGAGACGUCCGGACGAAGAAAAGAUGUCGAAUUACCUUGUCGCUAUCGAGGUGGUUGGGAUUCAUCAUUACGACAAAAUCAAGACAGACUGCCUCUCGCAAAGACUGGUGCCCGCAGCGGAAGUACUUGGUUCGAUCAAAGGUACUCUGAGCGGGUCGGCAGAUGACGAUGAAAUAGCCAUUGUUGGCAGCAACGUCGCGAUAAGUCUCUUCGAUCCCAUGACGAAAUGUCGACAUUGCGACAUUCCCGUAAGAGGCAGGUGGUGUCUUCAUCGCGAAUGCUUCGACCUAGACGUUUUUCUCAACACUCGGCGUCGCAGUCAGAAACGGCCAGACAGUCCAAGCUCGGUGGACGACUGGAAGUGUCUGGUAUGCAAUGGCGACGCACGUCCAGAAAGCUUGGUCGUUGAUGGAUUCUUGAUGCAAGUUAUCACGGAGUUAUCUGCGGCGGGCCAGUCAGAGACGAGUGCCAUUAUCGUAGACAGUGAUGGCAAAUGGAAAGCCAAGCCCGAAGACGAUACACGUGCCUCACAGACUCGCACCUCGCAUGCCUCUACUCCAGUACUCCGGGAGCCUUCGGCCCCGUCUGCAGUCAUCGAGCUGGAGUAG